AUGAGACCAUCCAUUCUCCUCUUUGCGGCCCUCUCCGUCGCAAGUGCACAAGCCUCCUGGUUUUCCAACGAAUCUCCCGACUACAAUGAUUGGUCCAAGUCAGAGCUUCUAAAAUGGCUUGAGGACCACAACGUCGAUGUGCCGUCGCAAGCCCAUACAAAAAACGAGCUUCAGGAGCUGGUCAAGUCCAACUGGAACACCGCUUCCGCAUGGACGUACGACCAGUAUGCUGACGCCCAGCGCGCAUUUGCCGACUUGCGAGACACAGCAUUCGAUAAGUGGGAUGAGUCGCGGCUGCGCGAGUUCCUCCUUGAACAGGGCGUAGUCGCUCCCUCAGGCCCACGCGAGCAACUCGUUCUGCUUGCUAAGCAAAAGUACAGAGCUUACACCGAUGCGGCUUCUUCUUUCUCGUCGGUCGCAAGUGCAUCCGCCAGCUCUGCAGUGUAUGGAGACGCGACAUAUCAGGCUUCGAAGAGUUUGAGUAGCAUCGCAGCGCAAGCUACGAAUUCAGCCAAUGCGGUGAUGGAUGACACCAAAGAUUAUAUUUACUCCACCUGGGACGACAAUCAGCUACGAUCGUAUUUGGAGGAAAAUGAUUACAUCAAGACAAAACCGCAGAAGUCGAGGGAAGAGAUGUUGGCCAUGAUGAAGAAUGCGUACGCUGAGAUAACCGGUUCCGCUUGGGGCGCUUGGAGUACUUCAUACAUGCACAAUUGGCUUGUCUCGCACAACAUCAUCAAGUCUGAUUACGAGAAGAACCGCGGUUCCCUUGUCGACCACAUGAAGAACUACUAUUAUGAUAUUCACGACACAGCAUAUUCGUCGUGGACAGAUUCGCAACUCAAAAAUUGGCUCGUCGAGCAUGACAUUAUCAAGGGCGACGCUCAAAUCAAGAGAGACAAAAUGAUGAAGAUGAUUGAGGAUAACUAUUCGCACGCAAAGACGACAGUCUGGUCGGCGUGGUCUGAUAACCAAAUUCGCGAUUGGUUGAUACAACAUGGUUACAUUCGUUCGGAUGUUCAAAUGAAGCGUGACGAACUUGUUGCCAUGAUUGACAAGAAAUACAAAGACGCUAACACGCGCACCGCCGAAUAUCUGACCUGGCCCGACGCUCGUCUUCGUGCUUAUCUGCGCGAAAGAGGCGUCGACGAAUCUGCGCUACCCGGUGCGCGUCCAGGAUUACUCCAGGAAGUGCGUAUCAAAUGGGUGCAGACCAACCACCACGCCGAAAACCUUUACAUGCGUGUCUCAGAGAUUAUCAAUAGCGCCGUCGACAGUGCUGAACAGAAGCUCGCUCGUCUAGUUGAAGUGCUCACCGGUUAUUCAUCUGAUAAGUACACCGCCGCGAAGACAUACGCUGAGGAGGGCCGCAGGACGGCGAACGCUAAGUACGAGGAGGGGAGGAUCUACGGCGAGAAGAAGGUAGAUGAAGCCCGGGAUUAUGUCGGCGAGAAGGUCAAGAAGAGCGGCGAAGCGAUUAAGGGAGAACUGUGA
Molecule: messenger RNA, 1494 nt
Organism: Pleurotus ostreatus (oyster mushroom)
Lineage: Eukaryota; Fungi; Basidiomycota; Agaricomycetes; Agaricales; Pleurotaceae
Exons: 4
Coding region: 1-1494 (497 amino acids)
Source: RefSeq, a predicted model, not a curated record